AAACACGAACCAUACUCAUGACUCUUGACAAGCGGCCACCAUGGAUAGAUUUGUAACUGUAAUCAAGCCCGCACGCUCGUCCAAGGAAAAGGAAAAAUGUACAAACUCAACACGAUUCACUCCAUACCCUAUAUCCAAAUUGAAAACCCAGAAGAACGUCCCAGAUGCGAUGUUGAAAUCAAACUAUCCAGAAGCUGUGGCACAGGACAAGGCGCGCUUGCGCCAGCUCAUGGCCCCUCUCAAAAAAGACGGUACUUCCAAACCCUCUGCUGGGAAAAUUACGAAGCACUUGCUGAACACCCUUGCGGACGAAUCAAACCCAAUUACUCAUUCGAAUAUAUAUGAACGUUCAGACCAUAUUACCUCGGCCGCGGCGGGACAUCAGCGCUCCGAAGCGCGUGGUGGCGGACACCGUCGAGGGUACAUUGACGAGCGCUCUGAGAAGCUAGAGGUCCAGAAGCAUGAAAACGCACGCGACUUACGUCCAGUGAAAAUAGACGAAACAGAAGGUAAAUGCGGUGUGCUAAGUGGUGUACGCGUCUAUAUCAAUGGCUACCUUGCGGGAACAACCGACAUAGAGAUGAAGCGGAUAGUGGCUGGCGCUGGUGGGGUCACUUUGCAUUCCCCUAGUGGCGCUACGCAUAUUCUCACGUCGCAACAACUCUCGGGUUCGAAGACUCACAAACACCUCACGUCAAAGCGUAAUCCCGCACAUGUG
Messenger RNA from Suillus paluster, 718 nucleotides. RefSeq lists its product as uncharacterized. The annotation marks the transcript as partial. The transcript has 4 exons. Lineage: Eukaryota; Fungi; Basidiomycota; Agaricomycetes; Boletales; Suillaceae. The record is from RefSeq and is a predicted model, not a curated record.